Messenger RNA from Cyprinus carpio (common carp), 3270 nucleotides. Its product is annotated as vigilin-like. Gene Ontology annotation, molecular function: mRNA binding. The record is from RefSeq and is a predicted model, not a curated record. NCBI's taxonomy places the organism in Eukaryota, Metazoa, Chordata, Actinopteri, Cypriniformes, Cyprinidae. Gene Ontology annotation, cellular component: nucleus; cytoplasm.
AUGAGUGGUUUGAUCCUUUUAGGUGGAUCAGAGGAGAAUGCUGUCAUUGAUGAUUCUGUAUCACUGAUAGCUUCAGAUUUGGGUGCGCCGCUUGCCUCGACCCCGCCCAUGCUGAGGUUCCGCUCACUGAGACAGACUGCUCUUACUAUUCUGUACGGGCAAUGUGACGUGAGGGAAUGUGAUUGGAGGAGGCUUGAGCUAUAUAACUCACAGGCUGCUGCUCAUCCUUUUCGCCAGUGGAGUUUCUCUACGAGCUUCUGUACCACACAGGGCAGACGGGAACACAAACACAAUGUGUUUUUUGUUUCUGUACUUACGCAAGAAAGCUUUAAUGAGCAUCGCAGUGGCCUUCAGCCAGAGCAGGUGAAAGCUGCUGCGGCAGGCCCUAGUGGUGCUGAAGAUGAGGAUAGCCUUCCCACCUACAAGGAUGCCUUUCCCCCUCUACCUGAAAAGCCUUUGCCAGAGGGGGUACAGGAGACUGGAAAUGCCUGGACGUCUAAGAUCAAACCUCUCAAGUCCUCAUUAAUUACCCAGGUUUUCCAUGUGCCUCUGGAAGAGCGCAAGUACAAGGACAUUAACCAGUUUGGAGAAGGAGACCAGGCUAAAGUAUGUCUUGAUAUUAUGCACAAGACUGGAGCCCACCUGGAACUCUCCAUGGCUAAAGACCAAGGCCUCUCCAUAAUGGUCUCUGGGAAGCAUGACGCUGUCAUGAAAGCCCGCAAAGAGAUUGUGUCCCGACUGCAGACUCAGGCUUCAGCUACUGUGGCCAUCCCCAAAGAACAUCAUCGCUUUGUCAUCGGCAAGAGUGGGGAAAAGCUGCAGGAGCUCGAGCUGAAGACUGCCACCAAGAUCCAGAUCCCUAGACCCGAAGACCCCAGUAACCUCAUCAAGAUCUCUGGAACCAAGGAAGGCUUGGAGAAGGCCAAGCACGAGAUCCUGCUCAUCUCUGCUGAGCAGGAUAAGCGUGCUGUGGAGAGAAUGAACAUUGAAAAGGUGUAUCACCCCUUCAUCACUGGAGCUUAUAACAAGCUGGUGGGGGAGUUGAUGCAGGAGACAGGAGCCCGCAUUAAUGUUCCUCCACCAAGUGUGAACAAAACAGAGAUCGUCAUCACUGGGGAGAAAGAGCAGGUGGCCCUGGCCAUAGCCAAGAUCAAGAAGAUUUAUGAGGAGAAGAAGAAGAAUGCCACCACUAUUGCAGUGGAGGUGAAGAAAUCUCAGCACAAGUAUGUAAUUGGGCCUAAGGGUAACACCCUGCAAGAGAUCCUGGACAGGACCGGCGUCUCGGUUGAGAUCCCACCCCUCGACAGCAGCUCAGAGACUGUAAUCCUGCGUGGGGAGCCAGACCGGCUGGGCCAGGCACUCACUGAAGUGUAUGCCAAGGCCAACAGCUACACUGUGUCCUCAGUCUCUGCUCCCUCUUGGCUUCAUCGUUUCAUUAUUGGCAAGAAAGGACAAAAUCUGGCAAAGAUCACGCAGCAAAUGCCCAAGGUGCACAUUGAGUUCACCGAGGGAGAGGACAAGAUCACGCUGGAGGGUCCCACCAAAGAUGUACAGAUAGUACACGGCCAGAUUGAAGUCAUCGUUACAGAUCUGAUUAGCCGAAUGGACUACACUGAGAUUAGUGUAGACCCCAAGUUCCACCGACACUUAAUUGGAAAAGGCGGCGCAAACAUUAACCGCAUAAAGGAGCUACACAAAGUGUCAGUCCGCAUUCCACCUGACAACGAGAAGAGUAACCUGAUCCGUAUCGAGGGUGACCCCCAGGGAGUGCAGGAGGCCAAGAAGGAGCUGCUGGAGCUAGCAUCACGCAUGGAGAAUGAGCGUACAAAGGACAUGAUCAUUGAACAACGUUUUCAUCGAGCCAUCAUUGGACAGAAAGGGGAGAAAAUUAAGGAAGUUCGGGAUAAGUUCCCUGAGGUCAUCAUCAACUUCCCUGACCCAACGCAGAAAAGUGACAUUGUACAACUACGUGGACCUCGCAAUGAGGUGGAAAAAUGCACAAAGUUUAUGCAGAAAAUUGUGGCUGAAAUGGUUGAGAACAGCUUUUCUGUUUCAGUCCCCAUUUUCAAGCAAUUCCACAAAAACAUAAUUGGCAAAGGAGGAGCAAAUAUAAAGAAGAUCCGUGAAGAGACUAACACCAAGCUUGAUCUGCCCGCUGGGAAAACAGCAACUCUGAAAGGGUGGGAUUGUCCAUCACAUCACAGGAAAGAAGGUAGCCGCAAACUAAGAAGCCACAUUCUGACUGUUGAACUUCGUGCCAAACCUGAAUCCACAAGUGUUCCUUUGAUUGGAGAAAGGAGGUGGACCCCACAUCAUCCGCAAGAUUUUCUUUCUGCUGUCCUGGACAAAAUAUUUUCCUCCCAGGUUAAUAUUCAAGUGCCUGCUCAUGAGUUACAGUCUGACAUUAUCUCCAUUUCUGGCCUGGCCUCCCAUCUUGACCGUGCUAAAGAGGGACUUCUUGAGCGUGUCAAAGAGCUACAGGCCGAACAGGAGGAUCGGGCUCUCAGGAGCUUCAAGCUGAUCAUCACUGUGGAUCCCAAGUAUCACCCCAAGAUCAUUGGACGCAAGGGUGCCAUAAUCACCCAAAUCCGCAAUCAGCAUGAGGUCAACAUUCUUCCAGAGAAAAAUGAUGAGAACCAGGAUCAGAUUACCAUUACUGGCUAUGAGCAGAAUGCUUUGGCAGCACGUGAUGCAAUUCAGACUAUAGUGGGUGAUCUGGAGGAAAUGAUCUCUGAGGACAUCACCCUGGACAGCAGAGUCCAUGCUCGCAUCAUAGGGGCACGUGGCAAGGGAAUCCGCAAAAUUAUGGAUGAGUUUAAGGUUGAUGUUCGGUUCCCUCCGAGUGGAGCUGCGGAUCCCAAUUUAGUGACUGUGACUGGUCGUCCAGAACAGGUUGAUGAAGCCAUUGAUCACCUUCUAAACCUGGAGGAGGAAUAUCUGUCUGAUGUAGUUGAAAACGAAGCCAAAAUGGCCUAUAUGAAGCCUUCUGGUUCCACUGCCUCCAGCAUGGAAGAACCUCGAGGCCCAUCCAAGGGCUUUGUUGUGCGGGAGGCUCCUUGGGCCAGUGGCAAUGAAAAGGCCCCUGAUAUGAGCAGUUCCCGAGGAAUUCCCCCCAGUUUUGGUGCAACCUGUGGACUAAUUGCGAGAUCAUCUCCAUGGGGACCCAAACGCUUUUGAAAUGCGUGUCCUUCAGUGGUUAUGUUGCAUCCUCCUGGUUCCCCUUACUAUAAUCCCUCAUUUGGAUGUGGAUUGACACCCCCGUCCCCACCC